UUUUGAGGCAACGGAAAUUGAUUCGAUUCGAAACUUAUCUGAGUUGAUACAUUUGAAUGACUUUAAAUAUGCAAAGAAUUUAGAUCAAGUUUAGACGUGGUAAAGUUAAGAAGUUAGCGGACGAAACGUCAGAGCAAAAAAAUGAGGUUAAGCCAAGAUUUAAGGCUCAUGAAUCUAGUGGUUGUUUUGCUGGAAAUUUCCAUCAAUCCGGUCCAAAGUUUGAGGCACAAAGUUUCACGACAAAAUUCCAAUCCUUGUGCCAAUCAUGCGGUGGGAGAUUUGGUGGAAAAUCCAACCGACUGUAGCCUCUUCUUUUUCUGUGGCGAUGAUGGUGAAACGGUGGAGGCCUCAUGUCCCUACAAUAUGUUCUUUAAUCCCCAAACGAAGCUGUGUGAUGUGGUCGAAAAGGUACCACACUGCCAGACAGGUAAUCGCCCCCCAUCCCCGGCCAAUGGUCCAAACUCUGCUGCCCCAGCUGCCCCAUCGGCCCCGGUAAGCGCUGAAGACAUUCUGGCCAAUGCGAAUCGUUACUGCUUCGAUUUGUACGGCCAACAGGCCCAAUCCAAUGCCCUGGUAUUCAUUGCAAAUCCCCAAAAUUGCUAUCAAUAUUUCAUGUGCUAUCACGGUCAGGCCUUGGUCCAGGAGUGCAGUGCCAAUCUCUAUUGGAAUGCCAAAAUCGGUAAAUGUGACAUGCCCACAAAUGUCCAAUGCAUACCGCCCGAGUUAAGCAAUGCAAAUGCAAUGCAAAUAUCUCCCGUGCCAGGGGGAGGGGAACAACCGCAGGAACAGGAAACCAUGUGUCCGGUGUACGGGCAUCAUAUCUUCCCACACAUGGAGCGUUGCGAUUUCUUUAUCUAUUGUGUCAAGGGUCAUGCCAUUGUGCAGCGUUGUCCCUUCUUUCAUUAUUUCGAUGUGGAGAGUGGUCGCUGCAAGGUCCGGCCGAUGGCCUUGUGUAUCAAGGAUUUAAAUUUGAAAUUCCGCAUGAAUUCAUUUUGAAGCGAAGAGAAUAAAAUUUUAAUGAAGAAAUAAAA
Molecule: messenger RNA, 1031 nt
Organism: Musca domestica (house fly)
Lineage: Eukaryota; Metazoa; Arthropoda; Insecta; Diptera; Muscidae
Product: protein obstructor-E
Exons: 2
Coding region: 142-996 (284 amino acids)
Cellular component (GO): extracellular region
Molecular function (GO): chitin binding
Source: RefSeq, a predicted model, not a curated record